Eublepharis macularius is the source of this 4433-nucleotide messenger RNA. It is a transcript of the gene ERCC5, whose product is annotated as ERCC excision repair 5, endonuclease. Gene Ontology annotation, cellular component: nucleus. The transcript is spliced from 16 exons. Gene Ontology annotation, molecular function: single-stranded DNA binding; DNA endonuclease activity. Bases 86 to 3433 code for a protein of 1115 amino acids. Gene Ontology annotation, biological process: nucleotide-excision repair. The record is from RefSeq and is a predicted model, not a curated record. Lineage: Eukaryota; Metazoa; Chordata; Lepidosauria; Squamata; Eublepharidae.
ACCUUACGGAAGGAGUAGGAGGAGGACUUCUCAUCAUGGCGGCAAUUUGAUUUUUCCCCCCUCCCAUCAAAUUAACAAAUCAAAGAUGGGAGUUCAAGGACUUUGGAAACUGCUAGAGUGCUCUGGACGGCCGAUAAACCCAGAAACGCUGGAAGGAAAAAUUCUUGCUGUUGAUAUAAGCAUUUGGUUAAACCAAGCUGUCAAAGGAGUCAGAGACAACCAUGGAAAUUCCAUCCACAACGCCCAUCUCUUGACUUUGUUUCAUCGACUCUGCAAGCUGCUGUUUUUCCGGAUCCGCCCCGUCUUCGUUUUUGAUGGAGAAGCUCCGCUUUUGAAGAGGCAGACUUUGGCUAAACGAAGACAACGGAAAGAAGUAGCAGCCACUGACUCCAAGAAAACUACAGAGAAACUUCUGAAAACUUUCCUGAAAAGACAAGCAAUUCAAACGGCUUUAGGAGGCAAGAGAAAUGAUCAGUUCCCUAGUCUUUCAGAUGUGAGAAGAGAAGAAGUAGAUGAUAUCUAUGCAUUACCUUCUUUACAAGAAGAAGAAAAAAAUAGCUCUGAAGAGGAAGAUGAAAAAGAGUGGGAAGAGAGAAUGACUCAGAAAAAGAUACUGCAAGAAGAAUUAUAUGGAAACCCCUGCUCUGUAGAUGUUGAGUCAGAAGACUUCCAGAGCCUGCCUCCUGAAGUAAAGCAUGAGAUCCUUUCUGACAUGAAAGCAUUCACAAAACGAAGAAGAACAUUAUUUGAGGCAAUGCCUGAGGAGUCCAGUGACUUCUCCCAAUAUCAGCUGAAAGGGUUGCUUAAAAAAAGCAGCCUGAAUCGACAACUAGAGCAUGUGGAAAAGGAGAUGAACCAGCAGUACGCCGGCCAAAUCCAGAGCCAGUAUGAGAAUGAUGGGGGCUUUUUGAAAGAGGUCGAAGCCAGGAGGGUUGUGUCUGAAGACACCUCUCACUACAUCCUGAUAAAAGGCACACAGUCCAAAGGAGGUACCCCCAGAGAUCUGGCAACAACUUCUGCUGACUGUUCUUCCACAAGGCCUCAGGAUGCAAAGCUCGGUACUAGGACCGACAAGUCUUUGGUCAAUGUAACACCACCUCCAUGUGAAUUCUUGAAGACUGAAUCCACCAACAAUACCGUCCCCGCUCCACCUUCUCCCAGAACCAUGCUGGCAAUCCAGGCUGCCAUGUUGGGAAGCAGUUCAGAAGAGGAGAUGGAAGACGAAAAGAAGCAUCAAUUUGAGUUCGAUAAAGUCAGGACUGGCCCUGUUGCAGAGGCAAGCAGUGUGUCACCCAGAACACUGAGGGCUAUUGAGGAAGCUUUGGGUGAGGAGGAAGAGGAGGUUCAGUCACUUGGGUCCAAGAAUAUCCCUGGAAGUCAAGCAGGACAAGUGUUGGUGGACAAGCUUCUCACCAGUAGUUCUGAUGAGGGGGACCAGGAACCUGAAGAUCAGAGUGAAAAAGAACUCCCAGUUCUAUCUACUGGGGAAUCAGAAAAUGAAAUCCUUAACCCAGAGGGUAAACUGGACAAAAAGAAGCACACAUUGGAAACAGGUAUGAGUAUACCUGAAGAGACAGGUGUCUCUUCUGUGGUCGAAGAACUGUCUUUUCAUUCAGCUGAAAAAGAAAGAGGUGAGGACAAACGGGCUUCCCAAAUGGAUGCAAGUUUUCAGCAAGAUGACAGUGUGAUGCAGCAGCCUCUGAGGUCUUCGAUGCAGUUGGCUGCCCUCAGCCCUUCAAAUUGCACAGCGUUGGACCCAAAGCAUGGAAAAGUAGAAUGUUCAGGAGCCUCAGUUUGCCAGCCAGCCAGGAAUGCUUCUGACGUGCAACAUGCGCUUUCGUUUAUUCCCGAAACAGCGAGUGUUUGUGAGGAAAGGACGGAAAAUCAGUCACUAUCUGAAGAGAGCGAUUCUGGUGAUAGCUUCAUCGAAGUGGGUGCCGAACCAAGUAGUGACUUUCAAAUUGAAGCUGACCAGGAGGAAGAAAUGGGGGCUGCCGCUUUGGUGGCUGUGAAGGAAGGCCUUAAGGGUGCCCCUGAGAAACUUCCAGAAGAUGCCGGUGAAGAUACAGAGCUGGUCAUACAGGAAAAUGUGGAGACCAGAGGCAAGGAGGAGGAGGCAGUUAAUGAAUGGCAGGAUAUCAGUAUGGAAGAAUUGGAAGCCUUGGAGACCAACCUUUCAGUUGAGCAAAACACACUCCAGGCUCGGAAGCAGCAGCAGGAGCGUAUUGCUGCCACUGUGACUGGACAGAUGUUCUUAGAAAGUCAGGAACUUUUGCGCCUUUUCGGCAUUCCGUACAUCGAGGCCCCGAUGGAGGCAGAGGCUCAGUGCGCCAUUCUGGACCUCACUGAUCAGACCUCUGGGACCAUCACAGACGACAGCGAUAUUUGGUUGUUCGGAGCCCGGCAUGUUUACAAAAACUUCUUCAGUCAGAAGAAGUAUGUAGAAUAUUAUCAGUAUGUGGACUUCCAAAAUCAACUCGGUUUAGAUCGAAACAAGUUAAUUAAUCUGGCAUAUCUGCUUGGUAGUGACUACACAGAAGGCAUUCCUAAUGUUGGUUAUGUAACGGCGAUGGAGAUUUUGAAUGAAUUUCCUGGGCGAGGAAUGGAGCCCCUUUUCCAGCUUAUGGAAUGGUGGACUGAAGCUCAAAAGAGUAAGAAGACAUGUCCCAAUCCGCAUGAUACUAAAGUGAAGAGAAAAUUACGGCAGUUGCCGCUCACGGCUGGCUUCCCAAAUCCUGCAGUAGCCGAAGCUUAUUUGUACCCAAUUGUGGAUGAGUCCAAGGGAUCCUUUGUCUGGGGAAGGCCAGACUUGGAACUGAUCAGAGAGUUUUGCCAGAGUCAUUUUGGCUGGACCAAGUUGAAAACAGAUGAAGUCCUGCUGCCUGUCCUCAAGCAGCUGAAUGCUCAGCAGACGCAGCUCCGUAUCGAUUCCUUCUUCAGACUAGCGCAACAAGAGAAGCAAGCCAUCAAGAGUCAAAGGCUUCGCAGGGCUGUGACUUGCAUGAGGAGAAAAGAGAAGGAUGAAGAAGCAAGUGAAGUCUUGGAGGCUACGGCAGCCAUUACAGAAAAGGAAGGGAAGAAGCAAAGCGUGACUGGAAUCCAGAACCGCCGGGGCAAGAGGAAAAAGCUGUCCAAACAACAGGGCUUUCUAGGGGGAGGUUUCAUAGGGGAGGUGCAGCUGUCAGAGCCAUCCAGUGGGUCAUCAGGUAACGAAUCAGAGCCUGAAACUUUGGGUGGCUGUUCCAGAGAGAAGAGCACCAAGAUGCUCAAAACCGUGAGUCCCAGUGCUGCUAAGGACCAUGAAGCACCGAUGGAUGAAGCAGAAAAUAGUAGCUCCAGCACAGAGGAGGGAGUGACAAUGGUGACUGCAAGGCCUGUUUUUGAGGGCAAAAAGGCAAAGGGUUGGUCUUCAAGAGGAAGAAGAAAGAAAUAACUUCAUUAACUGAUAUGGGCACUUCUUAAAAACUUUUGUAAACAGCACCAUGAAGUUGUCGCCAAAAAGGAUUAAUCAUCCCCUUCUGACUCCCCCCCCCCUCCACAUUUGUAUAUAUUGGCACUAUUUAAACAAGACCUUUUUUAUAGAGCAGUCAUGCACAGAAAUAUGUUAAACUUCUUUAAAGGACUAAUGUCAGAUUCUCUCCCUUGCAAGAAAACUUUCAUUAGAAUAAAAGUGAGUCUGCCUCUUGAGAAGUUUCUGAAGGUGAUCUUUAAUAUAGAGGUUUCUCAUAGCGGAAAUGGAAUUGUUCUGUAAUGUCACCGAUCUGUCACUCAGCUUCACGCAUCAUGAAAUGUGAUAAGCGAUAAGUCGCAUCCGAACCGUCCCGUGUCUGCAUUCUGCUAGAAGGAAUAUUUUGGGCCACUUCAGAUGCUUCAUUCCCUAUUACUUGCCUAUAUUGAAAAUCAUUUUAAAUGUGACAUUUAAGUGCAGUGUUGCGUCCAACAGCAGUGGUGGUGCAUGGGAAAUGGAGAAGGGGAGGGAUAUGUUGGUCACUUAUCAGCCCGGCGUACAGAUUUGCUACACUUGAUAGUCUCUUAAACCGAUUUUGUUUUAAAAUAGCACACUUUUGGAGUAAUGCAACUUUUUGUUGGAGUAUGCCACUUCAGGUUUGGUACCUUUUAGAAGGUGGAUUUCCAAGUCAAUUGUUGCAGAAAGAAGUUCGCUAAAAUUUACUUUUAUUAGGCUUAUUCAACAACAAAAAAAAUCAGGUCAAACUUUAACUCUCUGCCUUAGAAUACCAGUGCCUGAAACAUCAUUUAUCAAGCUUACAACUUAUAUAGCAGUUAUAUAAUAAUAAAUACACCAACUUAUUCUUUUCCUUCUCAUCCAUAGCAACAGAAUCCUUAAUUAUUUUUUAUUAUGACAUCAUCUCAUGAGCUUCUUUUGGGAUCGUUAUAAUGGCUGAUGUCUUUUGCUGUAGUGUAGUCCCCAUGCA